AUGGCCAGCGCCGCCCUCCUGCUUGCGGCGGCUCUAGCCAUCGGCGCCCGUGGCGCUGAUGCUCUCCUGCGCUUCACUUGCUCUGAGCUCGUCACUGAGCGUCUGGAUCCUAUCGUCUUCCCUGGCUCCUCCCAGUCUCCCCAUCUUCACCAAAUCGUGGGCGGCAACUCCUUCAACAUCACCAUGGACCACAGCCGCCACGACAUUGCCCAAGAGUCUACCUGCACCACCUGCGAGUUCUCCGAGGAUUUCUCCAACUAUUGGACCGCCACGCUCUUCUUCCGCGCCCGUAACGGCAUCUUCAACCGGGCCGCCCAGCGUCCCAACGUGCUCUUCGACGGUGCCCGUGGCGGCGGCAUGUCCGUCUACUACACCGCUCCUUGGGAUGGGUCCAAGGCAACCGUCUUCCAGCCCGGCUUCCGCAAGAUCGUCGGCAACCCCUUUAUCCGCAACGAGACGGCCGCCAACCAGUGCCGCCAGCUGAGCUUCACCUGCCUGGACGCGCUCGACACCCGCACGGGCGAGACCAACGCUGUGCCCAACCGCAUCUGCAAGGAGGGCAUCAUGGCCAACGUGCUCUUCCCCACCUGUUGGGACGGCAAGAACUUGGACUCCGCCGACCACUCCUCGUACGUUGCCUACCCCUCCAGCGGCACGUUCGAAACCAAUGGCCCCGGCCCGGCGUCCCACCCCGUCAAGAUCCCCCAGCUCUUCUACGAGGUCAUCUGGGACACCAGGCCCUUCAACGACAAGAGCAUCUGGUCUGAGGACGGCAGCCAGCCGUUCGUCUGGAGCUAUGGUGACUUCACCGGCUACGGCACGCACGGUGACUAUGUCUUCGGCUGGAAGGGCGAUGCGCUGCAGCGGGCGAUGAACGCCAACUGUGAUACUUGCGAUGGCCCGGGAACGGGAAGCGGUACUACCCCGACGCACCCGACGACGCCGGGUACAGGUAACGGUGGUGGUAGUUGCACUGUUGCGAAGUGGGGACAGUGUGGUGGUAAAGGGUAUACCGGGUGCACGACGUCUGCUUCGGGGUCGACUUGCAAGAAGCAGAACGACUGA
Molecule: messenger RNA, 1065 nt
Organism: Neurospora tetraspora
Lineage: Eukaryota; Fungi; Ascomycota; Sordariomycetes; Sordariales; Sordariaceae
Exons: 5
Coding region: 1-1065 (354 amino acids)
Biological process (GO): carbohydrate metabolic process
Cellular component (GO): extracellular region
Molecular function (GO): cellulose binding
Source: RefSeq, a predicted model, not a curated record